ACUCAAGGCAAUGCUCAGCUUGUGAAGUUAAGCCCAGUGGACGUUUGCCAUCUUUCACCUUACACCACUUCAGGCACAAUGAUUACACAGGUGAUCGAAAGUCGUUAUACAGUGGAGUAUGAUGUCUUGGUCGCUUUCCUCAGUUCGAUGUUUGAGCAAGCCACUUAUGAAAUCGUUGUACCCGACGAAGGAGAGAAGUGGAAAGUCAAGGUCCCAAGAGAGCUCACUCGUGAUGAGCUUGUAGACUUGCAAAGGAAGUUCGGGCAGGCACUUGCCUAGUGGCGGGGUACCGUAG
Messenger RNA from Didymella exigua CBS 183.55, 295 nucleotides. RefSeq lists its product as uncharacterized. NCBI's taxonomy places the organism in Eukaryota, Fungi, Ascomycota, Dothideomycetes, Pleosporales, Didymellaceae. Bases 79 to 279 code for a protein of 66 amino acids. The transcript has 3 exons. The record is from RefSeq and is a predicted model, not a curated record.